AUGAUGAGGGCGUUCACAACCGCCUUGCUGGCCGUCAUUGCGGCAGUUACAUCUGCUGCACCUGUAGAAGAACGAGAUCUUGUCUUCGAUUAUAUCGUCGUGGGCUCUGGAGCAGGAGGAGGCCCUUUGGCCAGCAGGCUCGCUCGCGCCAACAACACCGUUCUUCUCAUCGAGUCGGGAGACGACCAAGGCCAGAACUACAACUAUUCGAUCCCGGGCUUCCAAGCAUCAGUAACACAGGACAAGCAGAUCGCCUGGGAUAUCUUCGUCAACCACUACCAAGACCAGAGCCGAGCGCAGAGAGACCCCAAAUAUGUCCCCGGAAAGGGCAUCCUCUACCCUCGUGCUGGCACCUUGGGCGGCUGUGUCUCUCACAAUGCACUUAUCUGGAUUACACCACAUGCUAGCGAUUGGGACAACAUCGCAUCGAUUACAGGAGACUCGUCAUGGUCGUCUUCCAAUAUGCAGCAGUAUUUGAACAAGGUUUACGAGUGGCAGCCAACAGGGCCUACAGACCCUGCUAUUCUUCUUAAAGACAAUAUGCUCGUCCAGCAUCUUGCUGGAGGUGCUGCUGUUAUGGGUCUUGGCCCGGAUCCACUUGCUGCGGUGACGGGGCUGGGGCAGACAUUGCUUGUUGAUCCAAAUAACACUCCCGGUCGAGACUCACUUGAGGGCUUCUAUCAGAUUCCUCUUAUUCAGAGAGGCGGUACCCGAGUCAGUGUACGAGACUUCAUCGUCGACACCGUCAACAACGGCAGUCCAUUGACCGUCCGUACCAACGCUCAUGUCACGAAGAUCAACUUCGACACAACCGGUGCUACACCAAAAGCCAUCGGUGUCGAUUUCCUAGACGGACCACAUCUCUACCGAGCCAGCCCUCUCAGCGGUGCUGCUGGCACUCCCAACACGGCUCGAGCUCGAAAAGAAGUCAUCAUCGCAGGCGGUAGCUACAACACCGUCCAGACUCUCAAGCUCUCCGGAAUUGGUCCCCAGGCUGAACUACAGAGCUUCGGCAUCAACGUUAUCAAGGACGCCCCAGGCCUGGGAAACAACAUGCAAGAUCGCUACGAAAUCCCCGUGAACGCACUUCAUCCCAACGAUUUCGCAAUCCUGGACGGCUGCACCUUCGACGCAAAGCCACACGACAAGUGCUUCACGCAAUGGCAGAACAACCCCAGCGUCCUCGGCCUUCGAGGAGCCUACGGAUCCGACGGCCUCGCUGCCGCCAUGGCCGUUAACUCAGACUAUGCAGACAAUUCUGACAUCGACCUCUUCAUCUUCGGCGGCCCCGUAAACUUCACAGGCUACUUUCCCCGUUGGGGAGACGCCGCAGUCGCCAGCCACAAAGUCUUCAGUUGGUACACCCUGAAAGCCCACACCCGCAACACAGCCGGAACCGUCGAACUCCGCUCCACCGAACCCCUCGACACGCCCGUCAUCAACUUCAACUACUUCGACACCGGCACCACGGCCAACGACGCCGACGUAAAGGACGUCAAAGCCCUCGUCCAAGCGAUCAAAAUGUCCCGUGAGGCGAAUCAGCGCUACUACAACUAUCCCUUGGCUGGCACCAACUGGACUGAGCAACGCCCCGGAGCCGACGUCACGUCCGAUGCGGACCUCGAGCAGUUCGUUAAGGACCAGGCGUGGGGUCAUCAUGCUUGCUGUACGGCGAAGAUUGGUUCUACGAGCGAUCCAAGUGCGGUGCUUGAUUCUGAGUUCCGGGUGAUUGGGGUGGAUGGUUUGAGGGUUGUAGACGCCUCUGUCUUUCCCCGUAUACCAGGUGUAUUCAUUCAAUCUGCCAUAUUCAUGGUCAGUGAGAAGGCUGCUGAUGUUAUCUUGAAUGGUUGA
Messenger RNA from Zasmidium cellare ATCC 36951, 1851 nucleotides. Its product is annotated as GMC oxidoreductase. The record is from RefSeq and is a predicted model, not a curated record. NCBI's taxonomy places the organism in Eukaryota, Fungi, Ascomycota, Dothideomycetes, Mycosphaerellales, Mycosphaerellaceae. The transcript is spliced from 3 exons. Bases 1 to 1851 code for a protein of 616 amino acids. Gene Ontology annotation, molecular function: oxidoreductase activity, acting on CH-OH group of donors; flavin adenine dinucleotide binding.